AUGUCUCUCAAUACAUAUGAUACAUUGUUGCAAAUACACAAGGGGUAUUUCGAUAAGCUGAGGCCAGAUGCGGGCGAUAGCCAACAACAGCGGAACUCUUCUUCGUUUUCCUCUCAAUUUGAACUUUUGGAAACAAUCAGAUAUGAUCCACAACUUUCCACAACAGAGCCGAAAGGAUUUAAAGAGAUAGCUAAACAAAAUUUUCUAUUUUUGUCAGAACAUGCUAAUCGAUUAAAAUUCACCAUGAGGUUUUUCCAUCGCAACAUCAUGCAAAGUGGAACUCAAUUGGACUUUGAAAUCACCGAUGACUAUCUAUUCCGGGAAAUAGUUGAAAACAUGGAGAGAUUGAAUAAAGAAGUUGAUGUACCUUACAAGAUUCGCGCAUUAUUUCAAUUGGAUGGCACGGCAAAGUUUGAGUUUCAUAAUACAGCUAAAUUGUCGAGCUUGCAAAGCCUAUUACACAUAAAAUAUGAGGCGAUAUCUGAGGAUAUCCACGAAGCCGCAUCUGGAAACGAGCUCCUUAUGAGCUCAAACGAACAAUUUGACUAUGCAAUUGAUAAUGUGUGGGACGUCUAUGUAAAUAAUUCACCGACACAUAUCUCGCCAUUUACAUCUUUUAAAACCACGAAAAGAGAUGAGUAUACAAAAGCUAGGGCGAAUUUGCCAGGCAAAAACCCAGGUCACGAAGAAGUUCUAUUGUAUAAUCAACAGAGUCAACUUAUGGAAGGAUCAAUCACGAAUGUAGCAGUUAAAAGACCGAGUGAUGGAAAAUGGAUAACGCCAUUGCUAAGUUCCGGUUGCUUGUGCGGGGUAACAAGAGAAUAUUUAUUGGGAACAAACUAUAUUGUGGAACAGACUAUUACUAUGGACCAGGUCAAACCUGGAACUGAAGUCUUGUUGUUUAAUGGAAUCAUGGGAGUUGUCAAAGGUAAGAUUGUCAGGUGA
This is a messenger RNA of Lodderomyces elongisporus, 945 nucleotides long. It is a transcript of the gene ABZ2, whose product is annotated as aminodeoxychorismate lyase. Gene Ontology annotation, molecular function: catalytic activity. Bases 1 to 945 code for a protein of 314 amino acids. The record is from RefSeq and is a predicted model, not a curated record. Gene Ontology annotation, biological process: carboxylic acid metabolic process. The transcript has a single exon. NCBI's taxonomy places the organism in Eukaryota, Fungi, Ascomycota, Pichiomycetes, Serinales, Debaryomycetaceae.